Linum tenue is the source of this 1002-nucleotide messenger RNA. The record is from the annotation of a GenBank genome assembly. Lineage: Eukaryota; Viridiplantae; Streptophyta; Magnoliopsida; Malpighiales; Linaceae.
GGGAGAAGGGUGAGUUCGAUUGCCUAUCAGGUGUUCGGAGAAAUUACUCUGUGAUAAAUUUCAAUGGCAAUGGUAACUGCAGCCGCGGCAAAUGAAAACGGGAAAGAAUCAAAAGGUGGAUUGAAGGAGAAACUUCAGCAGAUAUUCGAGGACUUCUUGACGAGGGUCGCAAAGCUUGAGGAGCUUGGUGCCGUUGCAAAUAGAUAUCUCAGUGGGUUUCAGCAAUCCCUUGAAUUUAUUCGGCGGCCUCCCAUAGACAUGGAAUCGAAAUUGAUGAGCAAGCUCAUAAGUGCUAAUGACACGAAGAGGAUGAAAUCAUACAUCCAAGCCGGCUGCUGCAACACUCUUGACAGAGUGCAGAAUACGAGCAAGUCCAAAAUCAUACUGAAUGAGGUUGAGGAUCUCAUGGAGGAUCUGACGCUUGCAAUUCAAAGUUAUAAUCGCUCAUUACCACCUUUGCAAAUUGAAGAUCUUUGUGACCAACUGGACGAACAGCAUUUACAUCAGGUGGGAAGAAAUUUUGCUUCAUUAAUAAUGUUCAUUGCUUCGUCGGUUGGGGUCAUAUACAGCAUGCUGAAGCAGGAUUAUGUGAUGCAGGAAAAGAUUGUUGGAUCGUUAAAUCUCAACUCAACCCCAGGGGAAUUAGAGAGCUACUGUCUGAUGUGGUCACUCCGACCUUACGUAAACGACGAAAUCAUGCUUCAAGCCUGGAGACUGAUCCGCUAGACUUGUUGCUGAGUAUGCUGAAGUCCUCAGAACUGUUUGAAACUCGUCAUGACACUACAAGUAGCGUGUUCUCUUUGUUAGCUCGCCUAUGUUGACUUGUCCAUCAUCAAGCACUUAACUUUAUGUGUACGGAAAUAGACAUUUCUGGUUUGUUUCUUCGUGGCUGUCAAAUUUUUAGUCAAUUAUUGAAUGGAAAAGCGAUAUGGCGUUAAAAAUGCACCAGUUAUUGAAGGGCAUCGAAAUGUUACCACAGGGUAAUUUUCAUGCCAAAAGAUG